AACAUUUCUAUCUUUAGUUUGGUUUUACAAACAUGGACAUGUGAGAGAAAUAUUAUCCGCCUAGACCAAGACUUAACUUUGACUUGUUCAAAGGACAAACAAGGCGAAUGACAGUUAGUAACAACUGUAUAUUCUACCAGUCUAUCAAUCUACUAGGUUAUUUAUCUCAAAAUUCUACUAGGGUGGUGAACCAGAUAUGAUUGCAACAAAGAUGGUCCUCCAUGACUGGCAAAUUAAAGAGGCAGAUUGCUCUUUCUUGUUCCUCCCUCAUCAAUGGGAGGAUGGCUUGUUAGAAUCACAUACUAUGCAUGGAAUAGAUAAAGAGAUGGUGGCUAAUGAUAGUCAGGCGUACCUGCAGCAGCACGUGAAGCCAUCACAAAUGUAAUGUCAUCCCAGCAGCAAAGAAGUUAACUAGUACAAAGGGAUCUCUAUUCUCUUCAGUGAGAAAGAACUAAAUGAUGGGACAGCCAACGAAGUUCCUAAAUGAUGAUGAAACUGGAGAUCAAAAAAGGCUAAUGAGAGGG
Messenger RNA from Rubroshorea leprosula, 524 nucleotides. NCBI's taxonomy places the organism in Eukaryota, Viridiplantae, Streptophyta, Magnoliopsida, Malvales, Dipterocarpaceae. The record is from the annotation of a GenBank genome assembly.